Molecule: messenger RNA, 993 nt
Organism: Phytomonas sp. Hart1
Lineage: Eukaryota; Euglenozoa; Kinetoplastea; Trypanosomatida; Trypanosomatidae
Source: the annotation of a GenBank genome assembly
AUGCGAACUGGGGAGAAGGCGAUAUUGAAAUGCCGGGCGGACUUCGCCUACGGGGCAGCAGGAAGCCCACCGAAGAUCCCGCCGAACGCGACGCUGCUUUUUGAGGUGGAACUGCUCAGUUGGACCCGGGAGGAGGACAUUUCUACCCUCAAAGACGGUACCCUGAUGAAACGAACCCUCGUCGAGGGCAUCGACUACGCGAAUCCAGAGUUUGAGGCGGAACUAUGCGCGGAUGUGAUUAUUCAUCUCGGUGCGUACGCUCCGGAGGACGCGAGUGAGCGAACGGCACUGUGGGAGCGAAAAGCCUGGACUUUCGUCCUCGGGGAGACGCCGCUGCCGCCGCUUUUGGAGGAGUGUCUUAAAAAGAUGCGGAAGACAGAAUCCGCGAUCUUCCGUGUGGCUGCCAUGCUCGUCCAGAAAGCCUUUCCCGAAUUCAACAUCCCUUCCGCGGAGGAGCGACAAAACGCUGACAUCUCGUACGAAAUAAAAAUCCACGAGCUCACGACGAUCACGACCUGGGGACUGCCCUCGCAGGAGAAGAUCACGCAGGGGAAUCUUCGCGUGGAUAAGGGGAAUGCGGCCUUUAAGGAGGGGGAUCUCACCCUCGCGGAGCGUUUCUACCGUCGUGCAAUGGAAUUUCUGGGGGAAUAUUUCCCUCCCGAAGACGAGGGCGAGGUGGAAUGGAACAAGGCUCGCGUUCGCGCAAUGAACAAUCUUUCACAAGUUUUGUUAAAUGCGAGUAACUUCAAUGAGGUGCUUGACCUUUGCAACAAGAUUCUCCAAAUUAAUCCUUCCGAAAAGAAAGCACUCUUUCGCAUGGCCAAGUCUCUCAAUAUUCGGCAGGAGUGGGAUAAAGCCCUUGUAGCUUUAGAUAAAAUUCUUUACGAGGAUCCCAACAACGCCGAUGCCAAGGCUCUUCGGAUGCAAGUUUCGACCGAAAAACGAUCCUACAACCAGAAGCAGAGGUCGAUGUUUAAGAAAAUGUUCAACUAA